This is a messenger RNA of Corvus hawaiiensis (hawaiian crow), 3149 nucleotides long. It is a transcript of the gene HTR1A, whose product is annotated as 5-hydroxytryptamine receptor 1A. The transcript has a single exon. Gene Ontology annotation, molecular function: G protein-coupled serotonin receptor activity. The coding region runs from base 136 to 1374 and encodes 412 amino acids. Gene Ontology annotation, cellular component: plasma membrane. Gene Ontology annotation, biological process: regulation of vasoconstriction; regulation of hormone secretion; adenylate cyclase-activating adrenergic receptor signaling pathway. The record is from RefSeq and is a predicted model, not a curated record. Lineage: Eukaryota; Metazoa; Chordata; Aves; Passeriformes; Corvidae.
UGGAGCGGGGGGUGCCCGGCGUGGCCAAACCGCACGGGGCGCCGAUGCCUCCUGCCAGGGGAGCGCACAAGUGACCGGCGCCUCUUCCCAUGUCUAUCUCCUGAAGCGACUCCCUCCCCCGCCCCCCCGCCCGGCAUGGAUGUGGCCAACAACACUACCUCCCCAGCGCGCUCCCCCGAGGAAACAAGCGGCCCCGGCCUCGCCGAGGUGACCCUGGGCUACCAGGUGCUCACCUCCCUGCUCCUGGGCACACUUAUCCUGUGCGCCGUGAGUGGCAACGCCUGCGUGAUCGCAGCUAUCGCCCUGGAGCGCUCCCUGCAAACCGUGGCCAACUAUUUGAUCGGCUCGCUGGCCGUCACCGACCUCAUGGUGUCCGUGCUGGUGCUGCCCAUGGCGGCCCUCUACCAGGUGCUGAACAAGUGGACGCUGGGGCAGGUCACCUGCGACAUCUUCAUCUCGCUGGACGUGCUUUGCUGCACCUCUUCUAUCCUGCACCUAUGCGCUAUCGCCUUGGACAGGUACUGGGCCAUCACGGACCCCAUCGACUAUGUUAACAAGCGAACUCCCCGGCGGGCGGCCGUGCUCAUCAGCCUGACCUGGCUUAUCGGCUUCUUGAUAUCCAUCCCGCCCAUGCUGGGCUGGAGGACGCCGGAGGACCGCUCGAACCCCGACGCCUGCACCAUCAGCAAGGACCACGGGUACACCAUCUACUCCACCUUCGGCGCCUUCUACAUUCCGCUUCUUCUCAUGCUGGUGCUCUACGGUCGCAUCUUCAAGGCGGCACGCUUUAGGAUCCGCAAGACAGUCAAGAAAGCAGAGAAGAAAAAAAUCGCCGACACCUGCCUCACCCUCUCUCCGGCCACCGUGAAGAAAGGCAACGGGGAGCCCGGCAAGGGCUGGCGGCGGACUGUAGAGCCCAAACCCGGCGCUUGUGUCAACGGCGCGGUGCGGCAGGGCCAGGACGGGACCGCCCUGGAGAUCAUCGAGGUCCAGCACUGCAACAGUUCCUCCAAGACUCACUUGCCGCUACCCAGCGAGGCGUGCGGCUCCCCACCGCCGCCCUCCUUCGAGAGCCGCAACGAGAAGAACACGGAAGCUAAACGGAGAAUGGCUCUGUCCCGGGAGAGGAAGACUGUCAAGACCCUGGGCAUCAUUAUGGGCACCUUCAUCCUCUGCUGGCUGCCGUUCUUCAUCGUGGCCCUGGUCCUGCCCUUUUGUGACAGUAAGUGCUACAUGCCCGAGUGGCUGGGGGCAGUCAUCAACUGGCUGGGCUACUCCAACUCCCUUCUCAACCCCAUUAUCUAUGCCUAUUUCAACAAAGACUUCCAAAGUGCUUUUAAGAAAAUUAUCAAGUGCAAAUUCUGCCGGCAGUGAAGCCCACCACUCCGGGACGGGGCAAGCGGGGUCCUGUUACUUCCUCCACCCGCCUGCCCCGAGCCGCAGUGUGCCCCCGCCCAGCCCCUGCGCAGCGCCGUCCGAAGGGCGGGGGACUCCGGCUUCCCCGCUCCGCGCAGCGCGCCCGAGUCACUCUCUCUACGCCCGCUGGACAAGCCCCCCGGAUCAGGGCAGGGCUCCGCUGGGGACGCCCAGCCCGGCAGGGCUCCGUGGCCGCCCUCGUCUCUCCGGGCCUCCGUUGCCGGGUGCCGGCGCUCCCGCCUCCCUCCCACUCUCCAUCAUUCUGGGUAGACUUAGGGUUUGCAGGUCGUUGCUUGUGGUGGCUGUAAACCACAGCGUCUGCCCGAGUAGCAUCGGUAAAACAAAACCACCCUAUGCAGGAAACCGCCGUGUUGGGGAUUAUUCUUGGAUUUACCAGGCGACGGCGGUGGACUGAGUCCGACCUCGGUCUGGCAGUGUGAGUAUGGGGGCUGAAGGCGACUCCUCGAGCGGAGGAAGGAGUUUGGGGCGCGUUGCUUCCCUGUUUGUGAAACCCUCAAGUGGAUGUUCUUGGGGGAAAAGCACCCGUGUUUGGUAAUCUUGCAAAGUUCUUAAAGCAAUGUCCCCGUCUGCGUUACGUGUGCCUGACAGCUCUCCUGGUAUGCUAAGACCUUCCAGUUCACCGGGGUUCCCUUUGUUACAACAGAGGGAAUUGAUGGGACUUAAAACCCCAACCGCACGCCUCAUUAUACAUGGAGAUUUAUGGGGAUUAUUUUUUUUAAAUGCCUUUGACCGAGUGUUUCCCAGCAAGGAAAGGCUUGGCGCCAUGCGACUGUCCCUGAGUUCACCGCGCACACAACGGCACAGGGAGUUUAAGCAGCCUGCGAAGUAGCGUUUUCUUUCUUUUUUUUUUUUUUUUUUUCCCUUCCGUAAGCCGCUUGAAAGUUUCUCCUGAGACAUUGCGGUUGCUUCGGAGGCAGUCAGCUGCGGCACAUUUCGCUCGGGGGAAAAAAAAAAAAAAAGAGAAAGAAAGACAAACAACAACAAAACGAUCCAAACCGAUCAACCAAAACAUUGCCAUGUGCUCCGUGGCGGUAGGGGAGGGGCCGAGAGCAUCAGCCAGCGGCAGUCGCAAGUGGGGAAAACAGCAUCUCGGCGCAGACUGGAAAGGGACAGGCUCUCUCCUCUUCCGGGCGAGUCCCGGCGAGGGUAAGCACGACCUUCCCCGCAAUCUGAUAGCCACGGCCAGAAGAAGGCAGUGUCCUGAGGGUUCUCCUUGCCUGACCUGGCCGGUCCCCGCGGCGGAUCUGUAAGCCUCUGCUCGCAAAGAGUCCCCGCUCUGCCGCUAGCCCAGCUUCUUGGCCCCGGGAAACCCGGUGUACGUCCCCUUCCCCGCCUGGCCCGGGGCUGGGGCAGGACUGCGUUGCCCGCCGCACAGCCCCUCUGCCCGUCCUGCCCCCCUGCCCCUCCGCUGCCGUGCCCAUGCCUCUCCCUCCGGCUGCGGCCGGCACCUGGGGCCGCUUUCGGCCCGGGAAGGAGGGGUAGGCACUGGGCCGGCUGCCGCUUACCCCUGCGACGGGUUGCCUGGAAUGAAUGCUUGACCAAAUAUAUAUAUAUAUACACACAUAUAUUUUUCCUGUUUAUUUUUGUGUAAUCUGUGUUGCUUGUAAGUAAAAGGGAAUGUGAAAUAUGUGUGUCACGUGAAUGUAAGUGUCCAGUAAUUUCUGAACUUCAACCGCUUACAUUAAACGAAAACAGUGCUUUUGACAACCUCG